GAACCUCCCAGAGUGGCAGCAAUACUCGGCCUUCGUGUUCAGACCAAUACAGAAAUCGGCCACGGAGCUCGGAUUUGUUUGGAGAUCACGAUGCUUGAAUGCAACGGCGCGAACCUGUGAUUUUGGUUCUGCUUGGUAGCAGAUGUACAGCUGAAAAGAGGUCAUGGAACAUAGUGUUUCGGGGAGUAUCGCUAAACCAGCAAUCCUUGCGUGGUGCGUACUGGUUACAUUUGAUGUCCUCAAUAUCGCGGUUCAAGCAAGCCAAGCAGAGUGCGGAGAAAAGGGUUCAUCAAAAUACCGCAUUGUGGGAGGAGUGGAAAGCGAAGUCGGAGCUUGGCCAUGGAUGGCGCUGCUGUAUCUUCCGCUUUCAAAGGGCAAUGCUCCAGAGCCAGCCUGCGGUGGAGCGCUAAUCACACCACGGCACGUGCUCACAGCGGCACAUUGCUUGCGGGACGAGGAGAGGAAGACUCGCGACCCGACAGUCAUGAAAGUUCGUCUCGGUGAGCAUGACUUGGAAACGAACACUGAAUCGGAGCAUGCGGACUUGGAGGUGAGCCAGGUCCUGGUACACGAGGGCUAUGACGAGAACCUCAUGAAACACGACCUAGGCCUCCUCGUACUUGCUCAAGACGCCCCCUUGGGCAGAGGAAUAAACCUCGUGUGUCUUCCAAAAGACGAAGACCAGUGGGCAGAACUUUCUGGAAAGACAGCAGUCAUCGCAGGAUGGGGAGCACAAAGCGACAAAGGCAAGAUGAGUAGCACUCUACAGGAAGUGAUGCUGCCUAUCCUUUCGCAAACGAAAUGCGAGGAAGCUUUAGAAGGAUUAGUCAGUGUAGAUAAAACCGUCCUUUGCGCUUCAGCCUUAGGGAAGGACUCGUGCAAGGGCGACUCUGGAGGCCCCAUGGUGGUGCCUGAUGAGAAAAGUCGGUUCACUGUUGUAGGUGUUACUGCUUUCGGAGUCCACUGCGGAGACGCAGACUUUCCUGGGGUGUAUACUCGUGUCACGGAACACAUGGACUGGAUAAAUGAGAAUAUUAGAACAACAGGACCAUAAUAUACCUUCAGCUUAACAACUGCACUUGUGGAAAUCCAGUUGUGAACUUACAGAAUUUGGUGGAUGUCGCUUGAUCUACACAGCUUUAUUUAAUGUAUUAUUUGCAGGAUGAUUUUGUUUUCCCUUUUUACCUUCUUUGAGAAAAAGUAGGCCUGCCUGCUCAUAACUAUCCCGCUUUGCUGCUGCAGAAACACAUUAUUCAUAUAGACGACCUGCACUCCUGCGUCACCGAUUACGUUUCGCCGCCGCGCAAAGCAUGCUGGUGCGCACCUAUCAACCUUAUCAGCCUUUUCGACCUAUCAGCGGACGCGUUUUUCCCGCUUCUUGCCCACCUAAAAUAUAACCUCGAACGAGUCUUAUCGUGACCUCACAUCUUUGUAAACAGAGGGUCGUUUAUACGCUUGCGCAGGCGGCAGACCCAGCUAAUAAUCAGGCUAAAGACAGCACAAUCGGAAACCGAAAUCGAAAUCUGCUGGAAGGAUGGAUGGAUGUGGCUUUUCUUUUCGGAACUUUGGAACGGGCGGUGCGGAAGCGAGUUACCGCCAUCUGGCGAUAAAAGACGCUUCAUUACAAUAAAGUUUAUUUAUCUCA
Molecule: messenger RNA, 1645 nt
Organism: Ornithodoros turicata
Lineage: Eukaryota; Metazoa; Arthropoda; Arachnida; Ixodida; Argasidae
Product: proclotting enzyme-like
Exons: 7
Coding region: 164-1054 (296 amino acids)
Biological process (GO): proteolysis
Molecular function (GO): serine-type endopeptidase activity
Source: RefSeq, a predicted model, not a curated record